Messenger RNA from Hippoglossus stenolepis (Pacific halibut), 1592 nucleotides. RefSeq names its product C2 calcium-dependent domain-containing protein 4C. The coding region runs from base 26 to 1288 and encodes 420 amino acids. The record is from RefSeq and is a predicted model, not a curated record. NCBI's taxonomy places the organism in Eukaryota, Metazoa, Chordata, Actinopteri, Pleuronectiformes, Pleuronectidae. The transcript has a single exon.
CAUUGAGUUAAAUCAUCAGAAGACAAUGUGGGUCCUUGGGAAGAUCAGGGAGAGCGUGGAGAGCAUUCCUCUAGAGGUCAGUCGCUACAUGGGAAAGAGUGAGGAGGAUGUCUCUUCUAAAAUCCGCCUCUCUCACAAUCUGCACAACAACAUCCUCACGCCCGACAAGAUCCCAGAGUUCUGUCUGCCUCCGCGGCUCUGCAGGAGGAGCCCCCUGAUCGAAGCAGAGACAGCCCCACCUCGCCUGCAGAGACACAACCACAUAGCCAAGAGAAGCACUUGUUCGAACAAAACAAAUGUAAAGACCAAGGAGGCCAAAACAAAGAUUGGUGAUGCAUCAGUGGCUUGGAAGGCCACAAAGAAACCUUUGCCAUUCUCUGCAGAUGGGUACGGGCUGGCUGGGAUAUAUGAGAGCCCCAACACUCGGAGGAAAGAAUCUUUGUUCCACUCAAGUUUGCCUGUUUACGUGCUCAAAAGAAGAGCUCCCAUUGCAGCACCCAACCUGGCAGAGGAGACAAACCUGCCCAAGAAAACUGUAUCUGGGUUUUUCCCUGUGUUUUCAAGCAAGAGCCUGUCAGAUACAGGAAGCACAGAGAGUGAAACACCUUCUUCCAGUGACUCCUCGCCCCUCAGUUCCCCUUACAGUCCUAAAUCCUCCUUCUACAUCCCAUCAGGCAGUGGCCAUCUUAAAGCAGCGACAUCCUGUCCUCUGUUACAUGACAACAGGGAGGAGAAAGGGAGGAUGAAGAGGGUUUUUUUAAGUGUGCAAACUUUUCCCAGUAGCCCUCCCAGCUCAGUGGGACGCUCGCUCACCCUCGCCCCACCUGUCCUCUUCCCGCUGGAGGUUCUGCAGUGUCAGGAGAGGCUUCAGCGUGAGCACGUCCUGCCUCUGCAGGGCCGUGGUAAAGUGCGCCUCUCUGCUGAGAGCACCACAUUCUCCACCAACACGCUGUCAUCGCUCUCCACAGUCAGAGUUCGUGUGGUGUCUGUGGAGGGCGUGCAGGAUGACUCUGGCCGGCAAACCCUGAACUGUGCAGUGAGUCUGUGUCUGACACCAGGGAAGCUGCAGCAGCAGAAGAGCGCCACCAUCAGGAACUGCCGCAACCUUGUGUUUAAUGAGGAUUUCUUCUUCACAGAGCUGAGUCGAGAGGAUCUGCUGGAACUGCAGCUGAGAUUAAAAGUGGUGGAUAAACCUGGAGCUGGAACACUGAGGAGGGGGACAGUGAUCGGAGUCAUCACCAAACCUUUGUCUCAGUUACUUCAUCUUAAUAAAUGGGUGCAAGAAUAGACAUUUCCCUUUUCACGAAAAUGUGAAAACUGCCAUAACCAUAAAUGUGUAAUGGUUUAAUUUAACGGGAAAACAGCAUGUGACAUGUAGCAUAGCAACACUAUGUCUUAAUAUAAUUAUUGCUGUUCGUGCUAAAGAAAAGGGUUGAAGAUGGAAAUGUAACACUGCAUGUAAAAUUGUCAUUUGUACUCAGCAUUAUUCACCUUAUGUAAAAAAGUCAGCUUGUGUUUGUUUCCUGCACUCUUGCCUUCUUCUGUACCCUGUGAUGCUUUUGUAAUACGUAUUAAACUGCCACUAAAGUUUG